Molecule: messenger RNA, 1611 nt
Organism: Naegleria fowleri
Lineage: Eukaryota; Heterolobosea; Eutetramitea; Acrasida; Naegleriidae
Exons: 1
Coding region: 1-1611 (536 amino acids)
Biological process (GO): methylation
Cellular component (GO): cytoplasm
Molecular function (GO): nucleic acid binding
Source: RefSeq, a predicted model, not a curated record
AUGCCACAAUUUCUUGUUCGUUUCAUCAAUGAUUAUUCGUACUUUCGUCUGCCGGAUUUGGAGAGCUGUGCUCGGGUGAACAACAUUCCCAUGCAACACAGUAGAAAGUUACGAGAGGAUGAAGUGUUUUAUUUUAUAGAAUUGCCAUCGGAAGAGGAUGCCAAAAAACUCGUUUCCCGAUCCGUAUUAAUUCAAGGAAUUUAUGAAGUUUGGGGAGUUGCUAGUACACCCGAAGAAUGUGUCCAACAAUGUGGAGAGUAUUGUGAGAAGAAUAGUGAGCAUGUUGGAAAGAUUUUACGUGAGGAUGUCUCUUAUCGGAUUGUCGUGGAAAAUUAUGGAUGUCGAUGGAAAAAGAAGGAAAAGGUGGAUUUAUUGAAACGAUUCACAACUAUUCCAUGGAAGGGAAAGGUUGAUUUACUAAACCCCCAACAAGAAUUUUAUAUAUUUCAAGAUUAUGAUAGUCCCAGUAUCCCCGGGUCUCACUUACACCAAGAUAAGAAGUCUUCUAGUAAUUUAUUAACAUCAUCGUCCACGAAUUGUGAGUCAUCUAGUGACGGUUCAAUCCAAAAUGACAAUGAUUUAUCAAAACACAAAGAAACUCUACCGCCAAAUGACGCAACAAAUACCAAUCAUGGAGGAAACAAUUCUACUAGUACCAAUUCAUCAGCUCAAGGACCACCAACUAAAAAGAAAAAGUCAUCAUCCUCUUCUCCGACGUCAUCAAAUAGCACCAAAGAUACAUCAUCACAGAAUCCACCAACUCAUCAAGCUGUGUUAAAGACCAUUUAUUUCACACGAAAAAUUGGAGAAGGUGGUAGACAUCUCAUCACCGAAUAUGACCUGAAGAAACGAAAAUAUAUUGGAACCACUAGCAUGAAUGCAACGCUGUCAUUCCUCAGCGCAAACAUGGCUCUUGCCAGUAGCAAAACUCUCAUUUAUGACCCAUUUGUGGGUACUGGAUCGAUUAUUGUUUCUGUGGCUCACUAUGGUUCUCAUGUGAUUGGCUCUGAUUUGGAUAUUCGUGUAGUGAGAGGAAAAAAUUUUCGUCAAAAAGGAAAUGUUGAGAGUGACGCAAAUAUUCAAACCAAUUUUGAUCAAUACGGCUUAACAAGAAAGGCAGGACUCGAGUUACUAAGGGUCGACAUGUCUCAAACACAAGUAUGGCGAAGCAUGUGUCACAAAAAUCACAAAAUUGCUCGACCGUUUUUAGAUGCCAUUGUAUGUGAUCCACCGUAUGGUAACAGAGAGGGUCCAAGAAAGAUUGGACGACACAAACCUCUCGAUCCUAAUAGCACUGCCCUCGAACGAGAAAAUUAUUUUCCAGGAACAAUUACGUAUGACGUGAAGGAAAUGUAUCAAGACUUGCUCGAAUUUGCUGCCAAAUCGGUUGUAAAGCAUGGAAGAAUGGUAGCAUGGUUAUUCAACUUUAAUGAGGAUUAUUCUGAAGAGGUCAUACCUCAACAUCGAUGUUUCAAACUCUUAUAUAACAGUUUGGAUCCUCUUAAUUCAAAGUAUCAUCGAAGAUUAUUGACUUAUGAGAAAAUUGAUGACUAUCACGAGUUGCCAGACAUCACAUCUUCCUCUAGUAUUUCCAGCGAACAAAGAAAAUAA